Messenger RNA from Prunus armeniaca (apricot), 267 nucleotides. The record is from the annotation of a GenBank genome assembly. NCBI's taxonomy places the organism in Eukaryota, Viridiplantae, Streptophyta, Magnoliopsida, Rosales, Rosaceae.
AUGGUGGUGGUAGGGAUGGCGCUUGUGGAGGUGGUGGUAGUGACAGCAUGGUGGUGGAGGUGGCAGCAUGGUGGUGGUGGUGGUGGUGGUGUUGGUUCUGGAGGUGGUGGUGGAUGUGGAGGUUUUGAAGGAGGUGGUGGUUGUGGUGGUGGUGGUGGUGGUGGAGGAGGUGGUAGUGGUGGUGGUGGCGGUGGCGAUGUCGGUGGUUGUGGAGGUAGUGAAUGUGGUGGAGUUGGAUGUGGAAGUGGAGGUGGUGUUAUUUUUUAA